GAGUAAUCAGCUUCAAACUGAGACUCUUGAAAACGAAGAACCUGUGACAAGAAAAAAAGGAGCAGGAGAAAAAAGGAGGAAAAAAAGCAUUGUGAGUAUUUUUCUCUCAUAAAAAAUCAGUGUUUAAAUGAGUAUGUUUAGUAAAAAAUAUUUGACAAAUGCAGGACUUUUUUGUCUUGUUUGCACUUAUCCACAAUUACUUUAAGGUUUAUGCAUUUAUUUGAAUUCUAUUAUGGCCUGUGCUUAACCUGCUGCAUAAUCUCAGAGGCAAAAUGGUUGAUUACUUGUUCUUUGGUUGGUUUCUAAGAAAAUCAAAAGCACAGUAUUUACUACACAGUGAUAGAAAGGAAACAUUUUUUUUUGCAGGUUUCAGACUUAUUUCUCAAAUAUCUUAACUGUUUUUGAAUUGUUAUUUUUUUAGGUCAACACUGCAUCUCAGCCUAAGCAAAGUUGGUAGAAAUGGAAAACCUGCAGGAACUGACCUCCUUCGCCAAAGAGAUGAUGAGUCAGAAACCCAGCCGGGGUCUGCUGAAGGUCUACCUGGUGGGUUCUGUGUUUGCAGUCCUGGGGACUGUCAUUGGCCUGGUGGAGACCGUGUGUCACCCUUUCUCCUCUGGUGAACCCAUGGAUGCAGAGAUGCUCCUGAUGCUGGCCAAGGAGCAGAGGACUGUGGAGGCUGGUUUACAGGACAUUGAGGGCAGCCAGGAGGAAGAGGAGGAGGAGGAGGAGGAGGUGAAGAAGAACAAGGAGGAGGCAUGUGAAAACAGUGCCACAACCAAGAGCGUGACCCUGUCCAAGAAACAUGGACUCGGCCAAAGGAGCCUUUCCAACAGACUUCACGCGUCCUAAAGCUAAAAGGGUUGACCCUAAAAGACUCAAAAUAUUUAUUAAACAACUGCUGAGUUGUGCAACAAAGACUGAAGCUUCAUAGACAGCUGAAAUUGUGAGCAGCCUGCUUAUUAAUGAUGCAGAUAAGUGCUGUGGGAAAUGUGUCUUUGCACGCCCUAAUGCAUGACAAGUGAGGUUAUGUUAGGGCACUCAAACUGACUUAAUAGCUCAGAAAUCCCUGCAGCGAUACUUCAUAUGUAAAAGGUGAAUUGCACAUUAACUAUCGGGUGUUGCAGCUCCACAAGUCUGCAGACGACACUGUUGAAAAUCUUGUAAAUGAAGGUCCUGUAGAGUUAUUUCGUGGGGGAAAACCUACAAAUGUCUCCCACAUUCGUCCAUGGAGUAGACAUCCUCCAACAAGAAGUGGCUGAUGCUUCAUGAAAAAUUUGUUGUUGGGGAUGAAACCUCCAUCAGGCCUUAAAACUACUACAACUCUCAUCAUUUGUCUUCAUAAACAGACUUUUCUGGUUCCUGAAAGUAAAAAUAAUUAGGAAGCAACCAUGCACAGUGCUUUUUGUUCACAUUUUCCGUUAAGUCAGGACUUUAGAGUUUGUGGUCUGUAGAUUUUUAAGUGUACCUAAAUGCAGCAUGGUCUAAAAAGUCUCCAUGGUGGGUAAGCUGCUGUGUGGCGCCCUCCUUUGUUUGACCCAUGCACUUGAUCUGCAGCUGCAUCUACAGUACAUACUGUAUCCAAGUGAAGGUGGACUAAUGUCAAUGUUAUGCUGCGCAUGAUGAGCAAAUACUGUAACUAUACAUAUUUUUCAUACAAAUAAAAUGCUUUUUUAAUGAAAUCCAUACCCAUGAUGGUUGACUUCUUGUUUUAUUAAAUCAUAGCCUGUGGUUAUGAGUUCUGUCACUACACACAAAUAGAUAUAUUCUUUUAAAAGGCCUAUGUUUUUCAUAAAUGAUAGCCUCUAUUAUUAAAGUAAUAUAUGUUUGAUAUAGUAAAAGAAGCAUAGUAAAAUCCCACUUCCUAAAAAGAUGGGAUACUGUACGAAAUAAAGCUUGUAUAUCAAAUUAUAUCGAUACAUAUAAAAAAAUCCAAUCGAAUUUUCUAAAAUCACAUAAAGCCAUUAAAGAAGGUAUCAGAAAGGAAAUAUAAAGUCUGAAAAAAUUCAUGAUAUUUCCCUUUUAGCAUCAGGAUUUACUUGUGGACUGAUUUUUUUUUUUGUCUCCAGUGCUGAUCUGGAGCAGUUUGUGGUAGUCUAUGGACAGAGGAGGCACUUUGCUGCAAAUAAACUUAAGCUGUUUGCACAUUUUGGAGUGCGUCAGAUUUUUGCUGUUGGGCCACAGUUGUGACCAAAUCUGUCACAGUGGCGUGUUGCAAGCAUAGACUGUAUCUAGAAUGGAUGCCGUCUGCCUCCUCACUGGGUGAAGCCACUCUGAGAACAGCACACUCUGGUGAUGGGCUGCAGUAUAGGUCAGAAAUCCCACCUCCGCCAGCAAGGCUUGUGGGGCUGUGGACAAACUUUAGAAAUUAAUUAGACAGAACAAUCCCCCCUUGUGAUUUGACAUGUAGUUACUGUGAGACUGGUUUGUGCUGUGCUGGCACUGGGAUCUGAGGGUUCGCCCCAGGGGCAGGCAUUGGGAGCUAGAGGUCUGCCCCAGAAGCAGAUGGACGAGCAGUCACUGGGAGCUGGAGGGUGUCCCAGGAGAUGAUCAAGGAGCAGGCACUGGGAACUGGGGGUCCGUCCCAAGAGCAGGCACUGGGAACUAGGGGUUGUCCCAGGAUCUGAUCAAGGAGUAGGCACUGGGAACUGGGGGUCCGCCCCAGGAGCAGGCACUGGGAGCUAGGGGUUUACCCCAGGGGCCGAUCGUGGAGCAGGCACUGGGAUCUGAAGGUUUGCCCCAGGAGAAGGCAUUGGGAGUUAGAGGUCCACCCCAGAAACAGAUCGAGGAGCAGGCAAUGGGAGCUGGGGGUCCGCCCCAGGAGCAGGCACUGGGAGCUAGGUGUCUGCCCCAGGAGCUGAUGGAGGAGCAGGCACUGGGAGCUAGGUGUCUGCCCCAGGAGCUGACGGAGGAGCAAGCACUGGGAGCUAGGGGUCCGCCCUAGGAGCUGUAGAGAAGCAGGCACUGGGAGCUGUGGGUCUGCCCUAGGAAUCGAUCAAGGAGCAGGCACUGGGAGCUAGGGGACCGCCCCAGGAGCCAAUUGACUUUUGAAAACAAUUCUUCAUUGAGAUAUUUACCUUAAAAAACACGUUAUUUGUGCCAAAUACCUUAUGCGAGUUCGGCUCCACCCCUUAUGCCAUCAACAUUAGCAGUACAGAACAUGAGUAUUUUACUUCUGAAAACAAUUCUUUGUUAUUUACCUUACUGUUUCAUCUGCAGAUGUUUGGAUGUGAAUUUCUCUUGUUUUUUUGUGGACAUGCUCAUGAAACAAUAAACCUUUCAAGUCAGUAUGACAGAGUGAUGCAAUUUAAAUUCUGAUUUAAAUUACAUCUGUCCACCCAGCUGUUCAACAACGGCGGGUCCUGGAGCAAGACGGGGAAAAAAAAAAUGCGGUUUCACAAGCACCUCUUGUCUUUGUGUCUUCAUUGACAUACAACACAGGCACUGACAUACAACAUACAGGCAUAGGCAUACAACAUACAGGCAACACACAGGCAUUGACAAACAACAUACAGGCAUUGACAAACAACACAGGCAUUGACAUACAACACAAAGGCAUUCAAAUACAGCACACACAUUCCCAAUGAACCAACAGAAACAGGGGAAGGAAGGGAUUAUAUAUGCACACAGGGAAAUGAGCAACGAGAAGCAGGUGAGACACCCGAGACAGAGGUGCAGACAAUCAUUAAGGAGGGAAAACUGAGGAAGUAAAACAAGACUAGAAACACAGGGAAUAAGCUACUUCAAAAUAAAUCAGGAAACACUGAAAACUGAAACAAGCAAUAAAACACUGAGAACAUAAGGGAACCAGAAGCAAACACAAACUGAAAUCUCACAAGACAGGGGAACAGGAACAACUGGGAACAGGAACAUGUUCCCAAUUUCACAAAGAAAAUACACUCCAGUGAAAAACUAACUUAAACUGAACAUAUCAUGACAGUUUGUCAGAUUGCACUGUGAAGUCUACAGCACAUCAAGCUUCGUCUCACUGUAACUUUUACUGGAAUGAAAAAUGAUGCAGAGUGAACAUCCCAGUGUCGCAGCAUCAAUAAGUCCAAUCAAAACACAACACUGGCCACUGUAAAAACUGCACUGAAAAUACACACAGUAAAAGAUGCAUAUUUCAAUACAACAAAACAAAACAAAAGACUCAGCCUUCUUUUCACUCUAAUUGCAAAAUCAAUUCUUGCACCUGAAUUUUUCCUAUUUCUGAUUUUGCAAAUGAUGUUGCACUACUUUGUUUAUUGUGGUUUUCACAUUGUUUUCAUGGCAAAGAUGAAUUGUGAAUUUUAAAAACGCAUUCAGAAUUAGCACUGAAUGAGCCUGAGCUUGUAAAACCUUUAUCACUGAGCUCCAGUUGUGCACAAGUUUAGGCAGUAUUGGUCAAAUCACUGCUAACUGACCCUGACCCCAAGUUUUUUUUAGAUUUUAUUGGCCAUCUGGACUGCUCAGCUGACUCACCCACAGAUCAGGCCGAGUGGUUCACUGAGAUAGCACUAUGACAAUAGGACAAUGCUGCCUGACACGUGAACAUGAGUGGGGAGCGGAUAUAACCCUGAGUCAACAGGAUACUCUUUGAAGCAAGAAUAGAUUGAUCACUGACUUUUCUGAGGGUUGAAUUGGUUGACCUUCAAUCCUCUGAGUGCAGAAGACUCAAAGGGUCUGUGAUCACUGUGGGUGAUUCAGCUGGAGAGUAAGGACAAGCUCUAGACCUUUAAAUGGUCAGUGACAGGAUUGACGGUUGUUUGAAUAGGAUCAUCAUGCUGUUGGAAUUUCUUUUUUUGUUUACAUUUUUUUGUUAAACUAUUUUUCUAAUCCAAACAGGUUCAAGUCUGAUUAGUUCUUAAUGUACACAUGUACAAACAAUUUGUGUAUUCCCUUUAUUUCCUGUAUUUCCUGUAGAGCAUUACUGCCACCAGCUGGACUACAGUGAAACAAAGGAGGACAUUAAGAACGUCUAGUUAUAUUUUAUAAAAACAAUGAAAACGUUACAUUAAAAACGCUACAGUUUGAUUAUUUAUCCUCAUAAAUAAAGGCUUUAUUCUUGCAGAAGGUCUUUAAUUUUUUUUCUCAAUGUGGCACGUUUUUGGCUAAAAAAAAUCCCAAUGUUUAAACAAAAAAACUCUUAUUCUGCAGGGAUCAUUUUCAGAAUGUUAUCGGACUCUUAUGGUCUGAGCUUGAGGAUUCUGUUGUUGCCAUUGCAAGCAGUUGCAGGCUGAAGUAAUUUACAGAAACAAUUAACAGUCUUCGGCUAUGUUCACACUGCAGGUCAAUUUUGAUUUUUUAACUAUAUGUGACACAUAUCAGAUUUUUUCAUGUAAGUGUGAACAGUGCAAUUCUGAUUUUUUCAAAUCUGACCCAGGCCUCUUUUGUAUGUGGAUAUAAAUUGGAUAUGUAUCCGAUGUGAGUGCAGUGUGGACUCUCAGGCACGUUCAGACGACCUAUAUGUCAUCAAUAUGCGACAAACGUCACCAUUGUUCGACAACACAAACAGGCGCAGAAAGCAAUUUGUGCUUUCUGCAUUCUGUUCACAUUAGAUGCUGCAUUCGUUGUAAUGUGAAUGACCGCACAGGCCUAGGUGUCAUUUUAUCAGACUGUUCAAAUCGAAGGAUUUGAAAGGUUUAUUGCUCAUGUGUGGUGUUGAUGCUCUGACUUUAUGACAUAUAUGUUAAAAUAUCUUAAACCCACUUACCAGAAGCCAAUAUUGCAGUGAUUGAAAGCAAUGUUUGUAAUAAUGAUACAUGUUAAGUGUUUAAUUAUUACAGCUUGAGUUUCCUGCCUAACUACAUUUAGGUUUCACUAUCUACACCCAGAUACAUUGAAGUGGGAGUUUGAGAAUCGUCCCUUAAAUCUUUAAAGUAAAUCCUGGAAAAACAUUUCAAAGUUUAAGUGUUUUUAUUUUCCUCUUCAACAAGUCAAACAUCAUGUCAUGACCACAGCUGCUGAAGGAUUUCUGGUUUAAAUACUUUCACAAAAUUAUGAACCCCAGAGUUUAACCAGGGGUCAAAAAGUCAAUACCAGAAAGUCAAAGCCGAGUGACAAAAGAGUGGGCAGAGUCUUUCUCUCUUUCAAAGAAACAGGGAUUUGAGUUGAAAGGUUGCCAGUGGAGACGAAAGGCAACACACACAGUGUGAAGCUGCUGAAUCUUUGCCAAGUCCUCCUCAGAGUCAGCCAACCAACCUCAGUCUGAGUUUGAUGAAGAACAACAGGCUGUACGGACCUGCAGACAACAGCAUGAUUACAUCCGGGUUUGAGCUGUGAGCUUUACGGCCGCCAUGUGUGGUACAAAUAACUGAAUGGACCUCUAACAGCUUUAAAUGACCAGAAAAUGUGACAAGCAUGAUGUGUUAACGUGAGGAAACUAACUUUUCCAUUUUUACUGGGUUUAGAGCUGAACUAACAAUGGCAUGUAUUUUUUAAUCAUUAUGAGAAAUUUAGUUCUUUUUUGUGUGUAAUAUCUCUGUCAAUGUCAGGUGACAGGCUAAAAUCAAGUCCAAUACGCCAUUUUUGUAAACUUAGAGGUAAGACAAAACACUAACUACAAGCAGCAAAGACCCCCAGAGUUCAGAACAGAGUAGAUAUCAGUGAAAAUAGACAGACUGGUGCUAAAAUUAUUGCUGAGCUUGACUUCAUAGUGGAGAACCAUUAUAUUCAUUUUGUGCCUUACUUAAAUGAGUUCAUGUUUUCUAUGAUUGACACUUGAUACAGCCUAUUGGCGUAAGAAGAUUGCAUAGUUUACCCGAGGGAUACGCUGUUUGAGCUGAGCAUCAUCACAGCGACUCUCAUGCAUACAAUGCUACUGCGCAAGUGGAGGUUCCAGGAAGUGGAGAAAAUCCCAGAAAUUCCGAGAGCUUUUCUGUAUACUUCAAAUCUGUAUUCUGGCGGAAGGAGUAACACAGUCUAUGAACGUAACGCAAUGCAACGCAACAUAACAUAACACAGUGCAACGCAACGUAACUUGACGUAACGUUGCAUAAUGUAACAAAUUCUUGCCAAAAAUGUUGCAGCGUCUUACAUUUGGGUCAGUUAUUAAAUUUGGGUUGUAUUACUUUUUUUCAAAAUUCCUUUUUGUGCCCAACACUUUUUUUACAUUAUUGACAAAUUAUUAAAUUUCAGAUGUUUUUAUUAUUAUUAUUGUCAUUUUUAACAUUUUUAACAAUCAUUUUUACAUAUCGGGCUCUGACAAGACCAACCCCAGCCACCUGCAGGCUCAUCUUGGAUUAAUCCCAACUCCUGUUUAUCUUACUGUGAGAAACUUUUCCCAAUAUUAAGUCUUCACAAGUGCCUGCUGUGAUUUUCAGUAUUUAUUCAAUGACUGGACGCCUUUCUCAGUGUGUGCAGGCUGAGUAAAUGAAUACAGACUUGCUGUGAGUGAGAUGUAUGUUCAGCUGCACGUGUGUUCCUGUACAGUCUGAGCAGAAAGCAGACAGAUUAAGUAGUCUGCAUACUUAAAUGUGCAGUACCCUAGCAACACGGCAAGUCAGAAACACAGUUUGUUUAAGCAUAUGGACUGAUUUCCUUUAAAGAAGGGAGGGAGGGGAGGCUACGUAGCACCUGCAUCCAGACAAUGUCAAAAAGAAAUUUGCCUGAUAGAGACAUGAACACAAGCUGCCCGUAACAUAGAGCAUCAAUUUAAGGAGAAGAAAAUAUCAAUAAUAUUUUGCAAAUCCUUUUCCACCGAUACUCAAUUGACUACACUGCAAUCAUCGCCUAAAGUUGAUCUGCGUAUUAUCUGACCAUUCAAUUAUUCCAUUCACUGUAGAAAAGAAAAAACUAAAAAACGAGUCUACAUUUUGCUUAUUUGUUUUUCUCUAUAACCAAAAAAUUAAAGAUUAGUGUUUGCUUUCGUAUUUUCAGUUCAACACAGAAUAUAUAAUAGAGAUGGAAACAAAAACAAAAUAAUAAAUCUACUUUUCAUUUUCAUGUUAUUGACGUCCCCAUUUCCCACGGUGCCUUUCUACUGUUCACACAUGCGCAUUGCGAAACAAAGUAGCCAACAACGUGGACCAAAAAACUUUUUUGGUUAUACAGAAAAACAAAUAAACAAAAUAUUGACCCAUUUUUUUUUGUUUUUUGUUUACUAGAUUGAAUGGAAUAAUUGAAUGGACUGAUAAUACAUGGACCAAAAUUACCCUUGUUGUUUUUGCAAGUUAAAGCUUGUACAGCAACCACUGUUUUUUCAGACUAUGAAACAUGUUGCCCACAUGUGAUAACACCAGAGUUGAUAAAACUCAUUUUAUUUACAAACACUUCAAAUCAGCAGGCAUGGAUGGCAACCUAAUGUUUCAGACUUAAUAAUUAAUUAUAUCAAGUCUUCCCUGCUGAAACAAUAGCAGCUCAGAAACGACACUGCAACAGCCUGUGAGUGGUUUAAAUGGACAGCUCAUCAGGACAGUGAAAAAUGGCAAAUUUAUGGUGGGUCGAGUGAAAUGACUAAAAGUGUGAUUAAUAUUUACACAUUCGGAGUCAAAGGCCAUUACACCUGAUCUGUUUUUUUUAAUCCUCUUAUCAAUUAAGGGUUUUGAAGUAGAUGAGGUUCUGUUACUUAGUGGAUAAUUACUCUGAAAGCAUAAAAUUCAGGUCAGUUGAUUUACACUUUUUUAAACCUCAGGCAGGUUACAGCGCAAGAAAACCCAAUCACAAGAAAGCAGAUGGAUGGAUUCUCUAUAUUUUGUACUCAUACACAAAUGGAACACUAAAAAAUUGCCUUCAUUAUACUGUUGGGGUUAGGAUUAGAGAUGAAUCAACUUCAUGGUCAUUUUAUGCAUAAAUGGGGCUUUUAUUUUGAAAGAAACAUCUGACAUUGAGUUCAAUUUGUCCUUUUCUUUGUAAGUGUAGAAGAUUUUGUAAUUUGAAAUAGACAAUGUUGAAACAGUUUUGCUACAAAAGGAGUAAAAAAGUGGAAAAACGGGUUGUUACCACAAAGUUUUUAGUCUUUUAACAUCAACACACUUUGUUCUCCGUGAUCCGAUGAGAAUAACAGAAGACUGCUGAGAGGAGAGUGGAGAAAGUUUGAAGGAAUUUCUCACACAGAGAGCAGCUGCUGUCACCAGGUGGGGGACUCUUUGUCUUUCUUCUCAGCAGGUGUCUGAGGGACACUUUUGGCCAGAGCUGAAAUCUCUGCACUGAACUGCAAGGGUAGAAAGUUACUUCAGAGUAGAAGAGCAGUUUUAUUGCAGUUCAAACAAAGGCAUGGCUAAAAACUGCCCAAACUGUAAUCUCUUGUCUCUUUAUCUGCAGAGCAUUUAAGACUGCACCAUCCAAACGUCAGAAGCAGUCUCUGUAGCCACAAAUGUAAGCUUACACUGAAACAAGUUGUGUGAAUGUUUUUGUUUUGAAAAUCUUGUCCACUGUCUUCUUAGGAUGCAUUCACACUGUUUACGUAGCCCACACCUUGAACCCUGCUUCACCUCUGUGCAGUCUUUUUUUUCCUGCACCACAUUUAAAGCGCAGAGAAAAACUGUUUAACCAGAACCAAUGAAAAUAAAGGUCUUGUUUUUAUUAGCUGAUCACAGCGUAGCAUCAGCAAGCUACACCCACAUCUUUGUGUGCAGACAUGAUCAACCUGACAGAACCUCUCCUCUAAACAGUAGCCACAGUAAUGUUUUCCUCCGCACUGUUGGCAUUUGCAGGCGCCCCCACCAGGGUCCCAUUCGCUGGUGUGUGUGGCGUGACUUUGGCCAGUCGGUGCUCCUUGCUGUGCAUGCAGCUUUGGGCGCAGAGCUGGCAGGAUGAGCAGGGAACGUUGCAGCAGGGUAGAAAGCGACAGAUGCUGAUGCGCCACAAGAACCAGCCGGGCGACCAGCAGCACCAGCAGAGCACCAAGCCGCCAGCCACCACGCCCAGGAGGAUGUACAGGAUCAGCAGGGACAGGGAGGCCGGAGAGUCUGAGGGAAAAAGAGGCAAAAUAGAUCUAUCUUUGUACAGGUGGGACAUAUUCAUGUCUUAUCAGUGAUUUCACUCUGUCACUUUGUGACGACAUGCACUCAAGAGAUCACAUACAGAGAGAUUGACUCUGCUUUGGGUUCUGUGUGAGUAUAGACCAUAGACUGUAUGACAACUGGAUGUAGCAUCUUUGACAUCACCCAUUUGUAUGUGAAGCAGAGUUUUAAAGCCUAGCAACAUCUGUCACCAUUAGGGUUGGGCAUCGAGUCUCGAGCAUCGAUGGGGACCGGGACUAACAUUCCGAUUCUCCCGGAUUCGUUCAAAUUUUAAAAUUUUGAUUCCAAGUUUUGAUGCCGGAGUCCGCCGACCGGAAGAAAUAGCCGCCAAACAACAACGAAGAAGAAGCCGUCAAGACCAAUGAGAACGAAGCAUAUGAGACGAAGCCACACACAGAGAGAAGAGAGACAGAGAGAGAGAGAGAGUGCAUUGCAACCCACAGCCACUGCGGUCAAAAGUUUGGCUAACUUUAGCAGGAAGAGUGAACUUUUAUCUCUGUGCAGUUGAUUGAUUGCAGUCAUUCAAAAUCAGACGAUACUCAACCCUAGUCACCAUAUUGGUAAUGCUGACUCGAUCUCGCUUUUGGUCAACCUGCCAGAGUCUUUGACCUCUUCAAAAAAUGCUGCAGUGUGUUUCAAAAGUAUUUGGGUUACCUGAUCGGCAAAUCAGAGGCAUGGCAUGGCUUGACUGACAGGUGGGCACACUGUAACCAUUGGCGAGAGGGGUUGACCUGAAGUUAGGUUAUCUAGUUAUGAAGCACUCAAAGGUCUACCUGUGGCUAAAGCCCCCCACAUACAGACUGUGUGUGCCGUUAUUAUUUCAAGGUCAUGCAAAGGAGAAAUUUUGUGAUGAUGGUUACGAACACUUUAACUGUUUGUGGCUUUGUUUUUGCAAUGCACCUUGCAUGCACUAACAGAAUGCACGAUGGCUCUUUUGAAUUUAUGCAAACUUUUAGACUAAAAGGAUUUGAAAUAAUAACCUGCCUCUAAUACAAGCCUGCGUCAUAUAAAGGUUUUGCACAAGGCAAAUGUCAUAGCCAGCCUGGGGAUUUAUAAAGUUGGUUUGAGUUCCUUUAUUUUAUUGCUAAAAUCAGUUUUAAUACAUAGAAAAGUAUGAAAAAAUGCUCAACCAAAAUAUUUCUCUCAGUUUUUGUUCCUCUGAUGUGCAGUGAUGGUUUUAGCUCACUGACUGAUGCUCUUUCAGUAGAUUCCCAAAGACUCUGCGUCUCCUGAUAUCUAAUCUUUCCUGAACCUCGUCUCCUCUGUGUUUGCCUUCCAGUGGCGCCCUCUCAACUUUGAUUUCUUACUAUCUAAAUAAAAGAAGGGAGAAAGUACAGUCAAGUCGUAACUUUUUACAACAUCCUUCUCUAGUGAGCCACAGUGGCUCUGCUCUGAGUGUCAGGACUGGUGCUUUAACAAAAGGACCUGUCUUCAUGAAAUCGCAAAUGUAGAAAAGCGUGUUACAACUACAAACGAGGAGGAAAUGUGUUUCCCUUGGAAAUGACUCUCUUAAAAUGCAAACUUACUCUUGCACAUUUUUUAGACUUUAGACAGAGGGUUAUGAAGAGUUACGACUUUAGAGGAAGCCACCAAGCUUUGGGCUCAGACACAUAGUUGACAGAGAGUCAAAGAGCACUCAGAGAGAGACUUACUAACUAUUGGAGGAGAUUUGAUGCUGAAAAAAAAUUUUUUUCAUCUGUACUAAUGAGACAUCUGGUACCAGUCCCCCAGGGAAUACAUUCAUGAAAGUGCCAGGUUGGGCGGUUUUGGGUCCAAUUGUGUGGAUAAACCUGGGCCAGGUUUGUUUGUUUGUUUGUUUGUUUGUUUGUUUUCCAUAAUGAACAGGGUAGGGUAACAGCUGGAGUGUGACACGGGGAGAUUUUCAGGAUUUCAGAGCAUAGGCAAAAGCAGUGCUUCAGCCAUGAAACAGUGUCUGGAUUGUGUUGAACACUGGAGUUUUAAGGCCUCAGGACUGUCAUUUUCAGGUGAGUUUGUGAUCUCUGCAUUACCAAGCAAGUCUGAACUCUCAUGAUUAUCUUAUGUCUGCAGCUUCUUGUUGGGCUUCAAUGUUUUGGUUGGGCUCCGGGGUUCUUACUGUCCCCGCACACCAAGUAAGAGUAAUAUCAUUCGCGCGACUGAAUUACAUGUAAAGUCAAUGCAAAGACGCAAUUAGACACCCCUACUACUCUGGUGGCGCAAAUGACGCAGGAUAGGCAAGCUGAAAAUGUCUUAACUUGAGCGGGUAGUCACGUCCCGAUAACCAAUCAGCACAAAGGUGAUGCAUGAAAGCAGAUGGUUGUUCACUGGUAUCUAAAACGGAGGACAAACUGAUCGUCAAUUACCGAAACCGGAAUAAAAAGGAGCUUGCCUGGAGGCAAGUGAGUGAGGAGGUCGGAUUACCUGGUAUAUUGUAAAAAACCUUUAUCUAUCACUUGAUCCCGCUAGUUAAAUUGGCAGUGAUUACUGUUGAAAUUACCGUUGACGCGCAUAUGAAGCAAGUAAAUACUUUUCAUUCAUGCGUCUAGUUUCGUGCAAAUUAAGCGAGUAGAUGAUUUUACGCACGCUUGGUGUGAGUGCCCCGUUAGAUCUGAAGCAGGAUCAUCUGUGAUGUCAAUUACAGUUGUUAAUCUGGAGAGUUUAAAGUCUGCCAGUCCACUUUACCAGUAUGAUGUAAUUUCAGGUUCUGAUUUCAGGUGGGCCUUGGGUGGAGGGUGGUUUUGGUCUACACGGUUGCUUUGCAGGUGAAACUUUUGAUUGAGGUAAGAUCCCACAAGGAAGCAGAAGGUCUCUGUCUAACGCUCUGACAGGGCAGUUUUUAUUUUCAGGUCUCCAACAGAUAAAUCGUAUGCAUAACAUGGGAGUUGUUUUUUCCUGAUCCUUCACAGUUCGCAGCAUGUCCGGCAAAGUACGAUUAAACCUUUCUACUGGAUUUCCUCGAGGAUGAAAGGGGUAGUCCUUAUUUCUUGGAUUCCAGUUAUUUCACUCAACUUCUUUAUCACCUGUGACUCAAAAUACUUUUAAAACGUUAAGAAAUCCAUGCAGACAAGUUCCAAAGGUCUUGUGUCUUUUUGCUUUUUCAGACAGAGACUUUCUUUUUACACAUCUUCAAUAACUUUUUUCUUUUCUUUCAACAUCGACAGACAUUUGUAGACAAAAGAAUCCGACUCAGACCAAGAGUGUACAGUAAUUUGUUUUGUUUUGUCUGGAGCAAACCCGCAUUUCAAGUGGGAUUUCAAGUAUGAACGGCUUUUGUGAAGAUUGAAUAUGUCUGCUAAUCCGGCCUGUGGUGCCUCACCCCCACCAGGCUCUCGAGGACACACUGUUGGAUCUCAGCUAAUAGACAUUUGGCAAUUUGCUCAGCAGAUGAAUGUGAUUCCUCUCCUCAGGCUCUCUCUCGAUCAGUCAGAAGAAAAGAAAAGCUGUUUUGUUAAAGGAAAGUUGGCAGAGUCUUAAAAGCAAUCAGACUCUGUCAGUCUGACUCAGUCGGUCUCUGUUUGCUCCUCUGACACUGGAAUAGAGACAGAUCACUCAAAAGGCUGCUCUCCGUCCUGACAAUCCAUCGACUUUUAUUGGUUUACGGGUCUUUAGCAGGAAUGAACAACUCAAUGGCGGUCUCUAUUAGUUUUACGCCUGCUCAUCAGGACGCUUUGCAUCCAAAUGAGUACUUGGCGACUCGUUUCACAACAAACUGCCUGCAGGAUAAGACCACUGGACAUUACGCGUUGAUGGGUGCUCCAGCUGGUUCUUACAAGCUAUUUAGACAAGAUUACGUCCAAGAGGACACACCUGUUACUGACUCGUGACUGGGAGUGCUGUCCGGCAUGCCGCAGUUCAUAUGUGAAGCCAUCUGCACAGUGGGUGGAGUCACAACUGGUGGAGGUUGGGUUGGUAACGCUGGUAGAGGUUCAGGAGGUAAAAGCUGACCUUCUGAAAAGCAAAAUAAGUUCAGGUCAUCAGUUGAAUGGAAACGUAAAAAAAAAGCCCCCAACAAUGAACUAAAAUAACAGAGCUAACAUCCAGGUUUUAAAAAGUUUUAAGCUCAAGUUUUCAAGCCUUAGUUGUGCGAUUCUGUGGGUGCUUCAGCGAAAAAGACAGUAUGAUAUAUUUGAUUAUGCAUAUAUAUAAGUAUAUAGCAAGGGGGCAAUAUAGCAAUUCAUUUCAGUGUCUUCUCAUCUUCACACUGACCUUUGCAGCCUGUGGUCAGGUUUUCUUCCAGAUCACUUCCGUCCCCACAGUUGUCGAUACCUUUUUCAUCACACACCAGACUAAGGGGGAUACACUUCCCAUUCCUGCAUGUGAAAUAAGGUUCGCUGCUGCACUCUGAGUGGUUGAAACCUGAAGAAACAGAUUUAUUGUACAUCAUGUUGUUUUUAUUGCAACUUGAAAAUCAUUGAAGGACGACUCUUAUUUAUGUUGUCCAAGAAAGAGAAGACCAGUUAACAGGACAGAAAAUACAAAGUAUUAAACAAUUAACUUUAACAGUUAUUAUCAGAAGUAGUUUAAGUCUUGAUGACAGACUUAAAAACACAAAGGGGGACCAAAGUCUUUAUUUUUAUGGUGCAUUGCAAAAAAAAGAAAAAUGUAGAUUUUUUGGGACUUGGUUGGUGGUUAAAUGGUCUAUUUGUACGAUGUUUAAACACUAGUUUAUCAUCAAUCUAGAUACUGAAAUAUUUACUCCCUGUAGCUCUACUCAUGUAAAGUAGAAUUACAAAAGUCUUGAGAACCAAUUCCCCUGCCCCAUGCCAAAAUACAGUACUUUACUUAAAAGACAACAGGAUUAUUAAACCACAGCCAGUCCCUAAAAACUCUGUGAUAAACCGGUCUUUAAAAGCACAUCAGACCCACCCUAAAAUUUCAUGGCACUAGACAAUGUGGGCUGGGAUUGCUCCAUAUGAACUCUUACAAACCUUGACAAGAUAAGGAACCUUAAAUUAGAUCUUUGAAAUGAUUUUUCAUUAUAUACUUUUCAAAGGUAACACAUCAGUGGAUAAAAACAAAAUCACAUAUUUAUAUUUCUUACCCAGUCUGAAGGAGGUAAAGUCCCCCACAAAGUCCACUCUGGGCUGAGUUCCCCGGGUGACCAGUCUCAGGGUCAGGUAGUUUCCUGUGGACAGGACAGGUCGUGGCGGGCUCUUCCCACAGAGAGGAGGCCCGAGGGGAGGAGAGUUUUUGUCCCGUCCAUCAUAGAACUGGACAUAUGAACCGGCGUGACACGGGUCAUCAAAGCUCUCACCAGAGGUGGGCUCAAGUCUGGGGUUCAAAGGGGCGGAGCCACGAGGGGACUCUGGGAUGACAGGGGCGGGGCUCAGAGGGGCCACUCGCAGCAGACUGUAGACUAAGAAGAAGCGGAAGUGGAACUGGACCUUGUCUUUGGGGGAACUGGCCUGCAUGGUGAGGUGGCAGUCGGUUGUUGUGGCAACAAAGUAAUACUUCUUGGACUCUUGAUGAGAGUUGACGAUCAUGCCGUCACCCCGGAUCGUCUGACCGCAGAAGUCCACCACAUUCACUGACAUGAAAAAGACAACAGGGAAAAUCUGAAAUAUGGAACAUUUCUGUAAUAAAACAGCCGAACUCUACACUACAGGUGAUCACAUCAUUAAUGAGUCAACCAGUUAUUAUGUGUACAGCCCCAAAUAAUGACCCAAGUUAUCACAAGACACUACAAAAAGAGGAGCAGGGGAACUCCAGCAGAAUCACUAUGGAGAAAAAUGUCACAAAGCACAGUACUUAACACAAUCCAGACAGAUGUAUAAUUCUAGAAAUGACUGAUUAAGUGCUUAGAAGAGCCAUGGGUCAAUGCGGUAAUCUGAAGCACGUAUAAGACAAGGCAAGUUUAUUUGUAUAGCACCAUUCAUACACAAGGCAGCUAAAAGUGCUUUACAGAUGCAAGGAAAUAUAUUGGAAAUGGAAAAAGAAAUUAAAACAACUUAAAAUCAAUAAGACAAACAACAUUUUUUUGUCUGUUCCAUAUUUGCCCUAAUUAUUAAUGAAAACCAUAAUUUCAAACCCAAGUCACACACUUUCAGACCCUGAGCUCCCCAGCACUCAGCCCUGGUCUUCAAGACUCGACCGGUCCUCAAGACCUCAGUCCACAGUAGGUCCCUGACCCAGAGCUCCCGAAGAUGGAUGGAUGGAUGGAUGGAUAGAUAGAUGUCCACUGGCCAAGACACAGCACCCCACAGACACAUCAAAAAGGACAGAUAACUAUGUCUAAAAGUAGCAUAAAAAAUCAAAUAAAAGACAAAUAAAAACAAACAAUGCAUAACUACCGCACAUGGUAGGAAAAGUGCAAAAGUGCCAAAAAAUGCAGGAGAGUGUGCAGAUGUAGUGGGAGACAUGAGCUAAGACCUAAGAUGAGGACAUAGGCUGAGUGCUACCUCCCCCCAUUGAGGAGUUGAAGAGUCUGAUGGCUGUUGGGAUGAGGGACCUCUUGAACCUCUCAGUUGCACUUUAGUGACAGAAGACGAUGGCGACUGUGGCUGCUUUCCUGACCAGCCAAGAUGCAGUGCAGGGGACGGUUCACACAGUCUAAUAUGCCCUGCAUCUUGCUCGAGGCUCGUCUCUCCCAGCAGUCCCCACAGAGUCCAUGCUCCUGCCAAGCAUUGAACCUGCUUUGCGGAUUCGCUUGUUCAGCCGUCUCCCGUACCUGUCUAUGAGGCUUCCUCUCCAGCAGACAGAAGCAUAUAGCAGGGAGCUCUCCACCACAGAUUCAUAAAACAUAUACAGCAUGUCAGUGCAAACGCUGAACAACCGUAGCCUGCGAAUGAAGUGGAAGCGACUCUGACGGCAUCAACAUCAGCAGACCAGUCCAGCCUGUUGUCCAGGUGGACACCUAACUAGCGGUAUGAUUCCACCACCUCGAUGUCUACUCCCCCAAUGCUGACUGGCAGAAGGGGUGUGAGCUUUGAUCUUUGGAAGUCAAUGACCAUUUCCUUGGUCUUGGUGAGAUGGUUCAUGCCACUCCAGUCCGAGAAGGUCCUCACCGGCUUGUUAUAUUCUCUUUCCCCUUCACCCUGGGUACAUGCCAUGAUAACGGUAUAGUGCAAGUAUUUCUGGACAUGGCAAGAGUCAGAGCGGUGCUGGAAGUCACAUACAAAUACAUAAGUCCUCUUGACUCAAAGACUAAUUAUCAAUAUGUAUUACUUAUUGUUUUGGCAUAAUGACAGUUAUCCACAAAAAUGAAUUUAAAAUACUAAUUUGAUCGACUCUGAGUGCUUUUAAAUCAUGGUCUUACACAAACGUAAUCAUUUAUAGAGCUUUCAACACACAACAGAGUACAGCCUACAGUAACUUAACAAUUGAUCUGAAAAUGUAUAAUGUUCUGUAUGUUUCUUAUCAUCCUGGUUCACGUCUGUGUAAACUUGGUCUGUGUGAUAAGCACAUUCAUUGUAUACGAAGGGGCUGAAACUCAUCCACAGCAGGACAGAUGGGUGGGCAGAUCCGGCAUCAGCAUCCCCCACCCAGCCGCCCACCACCCCCUGCCUCUGGGCUGCAGGCCAAAUAAUGAGAAAAUUUACGACCACCCCUGGAGUUUAUUAGCUCGGUUUCCCUAGGAGACAACCAGAUCCUCCCGCUCUGACCUCCAGGAAUGUCCUAAAGCCCCGGAGCCCCUGUUGGUGGGAAACGGCUCAGCCCCUCUGCACUGAGUUAGAAAAUAAAAAACCUCGGGGGGAUACCAUCCAAAACACCUAUGACCAGAGGACAGCGAGUCCCCUGUAAAGAUUACUACAGGCCGAAAAGUCAACUCUUUUUAAACACGUUUGCUGUAAAAUGGAGUUUAUCUGAAAGAGGAGAGUCAGAGCGCAGAGAGAGCGAGGGUCCUGGCUGACAGACUGUAGUGACAAAUGUCUCAGGGGGAGUAUUGUGUGGAAAAGGGCAGCAGCCUUACUGUACAUCCAUGUGUUCUCCUCACAUGGUGACUCAACACACGCUUCUUUUAAAUCACUGUACACUAAAACUCAGGCAGACAUGCUUUAUGUACAGCACAGUAUAGAAAAACAAAUAACUCUUCUAAGGGGACCACAGGAGAGCUGCGCCAUAUGGAAGAAAUCACAUGGAGUAUGUCGAAACUGAGGCUGUCAGAAAACCAGAUUUUCACCUCAUGAUGGCUAUAAAAACCGAGUAAAAGUAUUUUCCCUAUAUUUGUAGAAAACUUGAGAACAAAACAAAAUAUGUCAAAUUUAUAAACACAAGAAAAAAGUGACUCAACACAUUACUUCAGGAACUUCAUCCAUUUUUUAGGAGGCUCAGAUUUAUGAUUUAUCCACAUCAUCAGUCACUUCAGCCUUCACUGGGUCAAAAUCUCAACACUGAGCUCUCCAUCAUGCGCACUCUCACUGAUGUGCACUCUUUUUGACACGUGCUGAAAUCAACACACACUCACACUCAAACCUACACACUCAGCUACAUCCAGGCGGUAUUUCAAGUUCACAGUUAUUGGUGGCAGAGACUUCUUUGAAGGAGAUAAAACUAUCGUUUGUUGUGCUUUUAUUUUGACAUGUUUUUUGUCUUUUUUGUAAUUAGAUUGCUGUGUUUCCUACAUUGUAAAAAUAUGCUUUUAUUUUGACACUUUGUUAGUUCUCAGUUAAAAGAACCAUCAGUGAGGGUUAAGUUAUGCUGAAAUUAUUAAUGACCCAGGGGGCACAAUCUCUUCUUUUGAUUAUCAUCAUUAACUAUUUUUUAAAUAAAUGAAUUACAUUUAACAUUUAUCAGCCUAUUUUUUGGCACCAAUAAGAAGUACUAAAAUGGUUCGUAGAGGGCUGUUUCCAGGAAUUCCAUGCUGAAUCAGAACUCAGUCUUAAAACUGAGAGGAAACAUUUCCAGAAAGGAUGAUACUGAUGACUAAAUUAUGAUUAUCGACAGAGCCAUGUCUGCCUCUGCUACUGUAACAGGUGACAUGACCCUGUUUAGCUUGGUGCUGUCAGGUUGGACCUCAGUUGAUGUGACACAUUUUUGAAAUGUUUCGAAUUUCAACAUUUUUUUAUUUUUGAACAAGAAAAUGUGAUCGGUGUAACACAAGUAAAUACCUAACAGGUUAGUGAUUAAACAACAGUGUGUAAAUGUAGGUUCUAUGUGCUUUAAAAACAUGUAUUUUUUAAGUUGAAGCAAUUUUUUUGGUUGUUACUCAUAGAAUUGCACAUAUUACCUUAAUACUUAAUAUCUCAUGCUUUGAGAAUAUGGACUAAACCAGCUGGACUUGAAUGUGCACUCAUACCUGACUAAAAAAAACAAAACAAAAAAAAAAAACAUUUCUAAUCUGAUCCUACAAGAUUUCAAAAUUUUAACCUGUGUGCUUUUAUUCUCUUGUGUAUACUCUAACAUUCUGCAGCUGUUGGAUGCACACAUGUUUAACUUCUUAUGAGACCUAAUGAAGGUUUCUUUGCUUCUGGAGUUGGUCGCUGGUGGACUCUUGGGAACCGUCUUUUUUGCACCCCUAUAAUGGCUCAACUUUCCCACACUGGAGGUCACAGCUACUUUGUUUUUCACACCAGUGUAUAGCCAGAGCAAUGGGAUAAUAACAUUUAAUCCAAUGAAGGUUCAAAAAUAAAUAAUCAGAAAAUGUUUUAGGAGGUGAAAGGACUUAAUAAAUAAAUCACAUAACUAAGAGUUUGCAUCACAGGUAUCAUCACCAUUCAUUCUGUUGGAUUUAGACUUUAAGCAGCCCUGUUGUUCCAAAAAAUAUUAACAAUAAAUCAAAUUAUUUAUUUCCAAAUAAAGACUGAGACACUAAAAAAAUGAGUCUUUUGAAACUGUCUGUUGAAAAUGAUUUUUUUUGGAUGGAAGGAGAAGGAUACUUCUUGAACAUGCCGUAAUGAGUUUAAUAAUUUUUGGAUCACAUGGGAGAAAAAAUGAAUCCAAUACAAACAAAUAUAUCAAAUAGACUGUAACAGUACACAGUCAAUAUGAAAUGGUCGAUAUUAAUGUGAAACUGUAUUGAUUAAUAGUCAGUUUGUUGAUCAGUGUCCAAAGUAAAAAUAUUAAAAUGAUUUUUUAUUUGACUGUCAUGAAGUUUUACAGUCAGAGUGCAGGAAAAAAGCAGAAAUAUCUGGUAUGUACGUAUGAAAAAGAUUUAACUUAAAGCAGGAAAAACUGGCUUGGUCUAGUUUCAACAAUUUAAGAAACUGCAAAAAGACACUCUAGAGACGAGGAAGAGGCCAAGAACAUGUGCAGAAGAUCUGAAAUGAAAUAGCGUCUCGCAGAUAUCCAAUACACUUGGCAUGAGGAUGCUGUCGUUACAUUUUCUGUACAUUGUGCAGGUUGCUCCCAGCAUUUUAUUGAGAUAUGCGCUAUGAUUUAUUGUAAUGUUUGUUUAACCCACUGUUGAAGCUCAAGACAAUACUAAUUUAUUUAAAAAAAAAACACAAAUAACUAUUGAUGACUUGCACUGGUGCAGACAGAAGAAGAAAAGAGUGCGGUCAUUUAUAGCUUUAUUUUGGAUCACAGCUGCAAACCUUUUGAGAAAGACCGAGGUACAUUUGUCCCCAGAGUAUUGACCUUUCAAAAUCUGGGAUCUACAGCCAAAUAUUUCUCUGAGAUGAAGUUACAAUCCAGCAGCUUGAAAAACACUGAGACCUUAACCUAUAAGACAGUUUAUUCUGGACCAAGCAGCAAAGAUUGCAGUGCAGUGUUUAACCUUGGAGAAAUGAAGGUAUUGAACUGCUUAACUCAAUCUGAAAAGCACAAAUAAAACAAUAGAAUUGGGCUCCAACUUGAACUCUCUCAUGCUGCCAUUGCUCUUAAAUAUUUUGUAGUUUACAAUAGUUGCUAAAGAGUGGCAAAAGUAGUUUCAAACUCUUGUUUUUCAGAUCUGGAUCAAGGGAAGCUGUCAGCAAAUUUAUACACAAUGCAGUUAAACAAAUUCAACAUCUGGGUUCUACUACCUUUUGUCUGAGGGGAAAACAUAAAGAUCAAACUGCAGCUCACAGUGAGCAUUACGCGCAGAAACCCUGAAUUGCGUACACUUGCCUCGCGUACGUCACUUUUUCUGUUAUCAGAUGUUAGUUUUCAAUGUACUUAGAGUCUUAAGCGUGUCAAUCUCACCGGUAUCGAUGGCCGAGCUGUGCAGAGUCAUGAAACAGAGCAGGAGGAGCAGCCUUGGCCAACAGCUCUCCGCCUCCACCUCCAUCAUCCAGGCUCAGAGACACGCGCGCUCAGCACACACAGAGAAAAUCCGGUUCGCUCCGCUCACAGAGGAACCAUCAGAAUCAGGGUAACUUCUCAUGAAAGGUCAAAACUGGAGUCAAAAGUUCAAAAUCCUCAGCACGGAGACCAGCGGACGAAGAACAAGGUCACUGCCGCUCUGCUCUCCAUCAUAAAAACUCUCGCUCUAACUGAAGCCCCUCUCGCAGUGCUGGCCGCUCAAGUAGCCUGUCAUCCCCAUGGCAACCUUCAACCAAUCAGUGACGAGCAAGCUGACAGGAAAAGUUUCCUCAACUGAUUAAAAACUCUCGUUUAAUUCUCUCCUAAACAUGCUGAAUGUUCGGUUCAGAGAUAACUGCGACUUCACGAUCAUGUACAUUAGUUUAGGAGACAAUUUAGGUUAGGGGAGAGUGGGGUAAGAUGAACCAUUUUUCAUAUUUUUGAUCACUACAUCAAAGCCAUCAUAGUUUUGUCUCUAACUUGUGUAUCUGCAUGUAUGUCAAGAUGUUGUGCAUCCCUUCAAACCAACAGAAUGAGUGUAAACAUAACUGUCUUGAUGAUAUAGCAUGCCAAAAAAAAGGUCUCCUAUGGUCAACUUACCCCAUACACGCGGUAAAAGAAUAAACAGGUUCAGGAGCAACAUCUGCUGCCAUCCAGACAAAGACUUUUUCAGGGAAGACCUUCAUAUUUCAGCAAGACCAUGACAAACCACAUUCUGCAGGGAUUACAACAGCAUGGCUCAGUAGUGUAAGAGUCCUGGUCCUAAAUUGAAUUGUCACUUAUUGUAAACAUUUGCACACAACCAAAUAUAAACAAAAUAUGACAUUAGACAGAGACAAAUCUAAACCCAACAUCAGGCAAGAAUGAGUCAACAUCAUCAAAACUCCAGAAACCGGUCUUCUUAUUGAAUUCAUAAAUUAUAACAUUUUUUAGUUUCAGCGUUUAAUUUGUUGUCAUUGUUGUUGAACUGUUUUUCUUUAAAUGUUGGACGCAAACAAAACAUAAACCAUUAAAUUUCUUCUCCUAAAAACCAUUUCAUGAAAACCUUGGUUGACUGCUGUUAGUGUCGUCCAUUUAUAAAUUACACCCUUAAUAAAAGAUACCAGUAUUACUGAUCAUACUGUUUUCAGCUUAAUAUGACAAGUUACCACAUGAAAGACCCCCUCUAACCCCCCCCCCCCCCAAAAAAUAAAUAAAUAAAUAAAUAAAAAUAAUAAUAAUAAUAAUAAUAAUACAGACUAUUCAACUAACAUGUCUUCUUUAUGCGUCUGUAACAGGAACAUAUCUUUGCGUGGACCCAAAUACACUCAGAGGAUAAAACACAUCACUUACAACCACAGUCUACCACCUCAUACUUAAGGUCUGUGACAUACAUUUAAAACCUCCUGUGGAUUUGGGGAACCUGAGCAGCCCUUGCAACGCUGAACUCCUCUUCUUUAUACGUCCAUCUUUGUGCACAAACUCAAAUUGUAUUCACUGCUUCCCUCUUGUGGCUCAACUAAAAACUAAAGCCACUAUACAAAGUGGUCCCUGAUCUUAUUCUCCUGUUUUUAUCUGUAACUUCAACAGGACUAAUCUUUAUCAAAUGGAUUGCCGUUGCUUUAUUUAAGUGUAUAAAAGCAAAAGUGCAGAGUUAAAACAGAAUGAUUUUUCUAUGGCCCUCAGAAAGCUGCCUAAACAUGAAAACUGUGGAAAAUAAAGGGGUGCUUUAUUCCAUUAUAGUUCAGGUGGUAAAUACGAUUCUUUUAGGUGUGUCAGACUUUUGUAGCAGGUAAAGGACAGAAAAGAAAAAAAGGAAUCAUAGAAGUUGAAGUACUUGCAGUGAAAGUUGAAUAACCCUGGCUUGAAAAGUAUUGAAUGUAAGUUUAAACAUGUAUGUAUAAAAGAUGAAAAUCAAGGGUAACAUAGAGACAGAACAAACCAAAAGACUUUAACAGAUGUUUCUAAUUUAGUGAGGCCUGAAACUGACCGCAAAAAAGUACUAAGUGUAUGAAAAGUUGGGCACGGUCUCUUCAGGUGAUUUGCUCUUCUUCUCAGUUGUUUUGAAAAAUGACUGAUCCCAGUUUGAAAGGGUUAAAGGUAUCUUUUAAUCUUACAAAAGGUCUGUUUUUGAAAACAAACAAAAUCAGAGUUAUAGAACAUUUAAAAGAUACAGAGCGGUUAAAAGCAAAUCAAUUUCAAAAUAAUAUUUACAAAAUAUACUUACAUACAAGAUUAGUGCCAGUACUGCACAGGACCCAGACUAUGUGGAGUUAGUGUCGGUGACAAACUGUGUCAGUACUUUAUCUCUCACCAUCAAACAGGAAGCACACUUCAAUGAAAUUCUUAAUGAACAUGUUAGCAUCAUACAGGAGCAUCAAAACAUUUAUAAAGGAUCCAGACUGAGGCUCAACCAAAGAGCCUGAAACAAGCUGCAGAGGCAGUGCAUAAAAACACAAUGCAGUAUGCAUGUCUUUUUCUUAAAAUCAGUCUUUACCGAUGAUUUAAACGCUCAAAACAACAGCCUGGUGUUUUCAUCAUACAUUAUCUAUGACAAAAUGAACUGGUAUAUUGCUGUUGAUUCAGCACCAUGUAUCUGUAUCACUGAAUUACCAAAAACAAAACAAAUAAAUCUGAUAAUCUUACACAUUAUAAUAAUGUUGGUGUUCAGGUUAGCCAUUCACAUGCGCUACAUCAGUUUUAAUAGAGGUGUAGAGGUUGUUAAAAGGCAUCCAGGGAAAUUAAAUACUUCAAGCUGAAGCAGAGAAGGCGGGUUGAGGAAAAGUUUGUGCAUUAAGAUACAAAAUUCUAACCUUCAACCAUAUAAAUCACCCUAAUGUUUUAGUUCUAUCUAUCUAUCUAUCUAUCUAUCUAUCUAUCUAUCUAUCUAUCUAUCUAUCUAUCUAUCUAUCUAUCUAUCUAUCUAUCUAUCCAAUUUCAGUCACAAACAGAAGAAAAUACUUUUUUUAGCUAAAACAGUUAGGUUUUUGGCAGUAAAAAUACAACAAAUUAAAGCUCCUGUGAGUAACUUUCACUUUGUGUAAAAUUUGGCGCCCCCUGCAGUCAAAGCAGCAUCUCUCUCUUUUUUUUGUACUGAGUCUUAUAUGUGUACAAAUGACAUUUAAUGGUUCAAUCUAAAAUCCCUCUCUAUUUUGAAAUCACAUACAGUAUAUCACCUUUUUCAGAAUAUUGCUAUUGGAUAAGGUCAAAGAAAAACAAAAUUAUUGGUUUCUGUUUAUCACCUCAGCCAACACCUGCCUCCAACACCGGCCUUUAUGACUGUGAAAAUGAUUAAUAUGAGAAGCUGCUUCGUAAAUCCAGCCGCCGUUAAAGACUCUGAAGGAAAUGUUUUCAGCCUCACUUCUCCAUAACAGUGACAACUCAAGAAAUCAGACAAUCUCGUGCUGAAUGUAGAGCCGCAAGACCAUCUUCUGCCAAACAACGAAGCUUCGUAAAGACGCUAAGUAGAAACUGCCAUUACUCAACAGGCAGAGAAAAGCUGAAGUUACACAGAGAGCAGCUCCUCAUAAUUGGGAGGACUUAAAAAGCUAAAUGUUUUUUUUUUUUUUACAAGACUUUCUAACUCUUUUUUAAAGUGUCACAAUACCAUGGACCAAUAUUUUUGUAUCGUGACAUUUUGUUAUUGUUUCAUCCAUAUAAAUUAUAACUUCUCUCACAAUCAGCACAAACCUCCUCACAGGAGCUUUAAGUGAGUCUUUUUCCUGCCUUUUUGUCUUUGCAGGUUUUUACAAAAUUAAGAGUGCAUCAGACUGCAAAGAAAAUGAAUGACAAAAAUCAGUUUUUAUAAUACUCUCUAGUUGCUUUUUGCCUAAUUUUGGAUUCAGUACCAAAAAUUACACAGUUGAAAUGACUGAAAUAACAUAGAGUUUGUCAACUGAACGGAUAUCAACACAUUUGUUAGUGUGUUUAUUAUUACAGAAUUUAAAUCACAUGCUCUACGUUUAUUGUAAGCUUUGAAUUUAUCCUGAUGCACGUGUUGGGAUUCUUCACUUAUAAAAUUUAAACUUCUUUAAAUAAAUGAAAACUAAGGCAUUGUUUCUGCAUAAACACAAUUUGUGCUAACUUCUAAAACUGAUGGUGACAGAGGAUACACGAACAUGACAAUGUAGUGCAAUGUGCCUUCACUGCAUAUCAAUAUAGCAGCACCACAGUGUGGAGAAGAACUGAUCCGACAACAAACUGUCACAACUAAGGAAAAUUCCACUGAGUUUGGGCUGGUGUUAGGUUGCACAAAAACUGAAUAUCUGCCUACAACACAAACACAGAGUAUGACUUAUCAUUUUUAAGAAAAGUUGUUACUGUGGAUUAUAUGUUGUAAUAUACUCAUGUGUUGAUCUACACUACAUACUUACAUUAUGUUUGUAACAUAAUGUUAUUAUAAAAUGAUGUUCGAUACACAUAGUGUUCAUUUUAUAUGAGAUUUAAAUCAAAACUUGCAUAAAAUAAAAGCAUGAGUGGACAAAGGCCCUAACAGAUUUACACAUACAACAACUAUUGGAGUUGCAAUACGUGGAGCUUUCAUUCCAGCUGCUUCUGUCACUCUUUCAAUGGAGAACAAGCAAAAACAUGUUUCUACUUCCAUCCAUUUGGUCUACAGAGAGCGGCACAGUCACUGUCAUUUUACGGAUCUAUCACAUAUUAAUCACUAACCUCAGAAAAAUGUGCUGAGAGCCCAAAGUUUUAUUAUAUUGUGAGGUUAACACUGAACCAUUUGGGGUCUGUUAGUGUGCGCUGUCUGGAUUAAUUAUGAAAACUGCAGCAGAGCAGCACAACAGACUUUAUUUUUGCACUGCUGGUACUGUUGUGAUGUUUUCAUUAUUUCUUUCAAGUACUGAACAAACUAAAGAGGAUUCAAAAAGGGCUCUUUAUAUUUGACUUGAAUUAAACACUACGAAACACUACAUGUAACCCAUACCUGAUGAUGUAACACUAAUACUAAAACUGGUAACACUGUUACUACUUGUAUUCGUCUGCAGUAAAUGCAUGUGCUGUCUUAUAAUUGAGGCACUAAAAAAAUAAAUCUAAGUUUCUAUUAUUUUUGGUCUAACUUUACACCGCUGUUGUACGUUAAUAGCUGUCUUUACAUAGAAACUAAUUUUGUAGCAGUUCAAUAGAAAGUCUAAGGUUUACAGAAGCUUUAAAUCCUUCUUAGCUUAUCAUAAUAGACCCUGAGCCACUGAGCUUGUGAUGACAGUGUGUCGGCUGAAUCUGAUCUCUAGCCUCCUCUGGUUGACAUAUGGAUGGUGGUGCCUGGUGGGGACUGCGACGGCAAACAGUUUCCGUUCCCGUUCAGCUGUUUCGUUAGUAUUGUGAGAGAUUUUGUGAUCGGUCUAAUGAACGCCAUUGAUGAUGUGGUUGUGCAGCAGCUCCGGUUCAUGGUUGUGCAUCGUGAGGUUCAUCUCCUCGUCCCUCAGCCGAGCGUUCUUCCUGAUCUCCUCCAGGGAGUAGUCCUUCACCAGACUGCCGUUCUCAAACACAGUCACCAGCAGGUCCUAGACAACAGAGCGAACUCAGAUCAGUUAUGUAAGAGGAUAUAAGGACAAUACAGAAAACACAAUAGGUGGACAGAUUUUUAGCAUGUUGGGAUUUCCUACAUCAUAACUGCAAGCUUCGUCUCUAAGCCUGCUCUAGCCGCCAGAUUCCUAGAAGUAGAGGAUGAUCGCGGAACAGGUGUGUACGGUAGCGCGUUACAAUAUUCGUAAGUAAGCUAAUUAUGAAAUUAACUUUCAUCAUGUCCCUAAAGGCAUGAGUGUCCGAGAGCUGAAGCUCCUAUGUUACCUGCCACUUCUACUACACCGGCAAUGUUAGCCUACAAGCUAGUGUGAAGAGAAGUGUGCAGAGCAGCGCUGUCUCUGCCCACAACUCGGAGGCGAA
Messenger RNA from Xyrichtys novacula (pearly razorfish), 26951 nucleotides. NCBI's taxonomy places the organism in Eukaryota, Metazoa, Chordata, Actinopteri, Labriformes, Labridae. The record is from the annotation of a GenBank genome assembly.